This is a messenger RNA of Salpingoeca rosetta, 1461 nucleotides long. RefSeq lists its product as uncharacterized. The record is from RefSeq and is a predicted model, not a curated record. Gene Ontology annotation, molecular function: sulfotransferase activity. Gene Ontology annotation, cellular component: cytoplasm. Gene Ontology annotation, biological process: sulfation. The transcript has a single exon. Bases 12 to 1067 code for a protein of 351 amino acids. NCBI's taxonomy places the organism in Eukaryota, Choanoflagellata, Craspedida, Salpingoecidae.
AAAAAAGAAACAUGGCAAGGCGGAGGCCACUCGUUGGCGGCGGCAGCAGCAGGUCGUGCUGGGGAUGGUGGCUGCGGUGGGCUGGCAUUGGGCUGGCGCUGGUGGCUGCAUUCCUGCUGGGUGCGCUGACACGUGUGUGGGUGCCCGGGGUCCCGAGCUCCGCGCUCAUGCACGCGUAUGGAGCGUCAGAUCCAACCAAGACUGUGCGAGCACAGGGCCUGGACAUAUGCACUCAACAACAACAACAUCAACAACAGCCGACGUGCAGUGCGCCACGGCCGCUGUUCACGAUAUCCCACCCCAAGAGCGGGCGCACGUGGCUGAGGUGCUUGGUCUCCCACGCGUUUGCGUGCUUGAACAAGUACAACGACACCCUGAGCCUGGCGGAUAUCGAGAUGUACUCGGGAAACGUGCUCGACUUCUCACACGGCGAACCACACCAUCCCUUCUCCAGCACGCCGUGGGACCUGGCGUAUGCCUUUGCAGAGGAGCGCCCGCACAACCGCGAGCACGGCGUGCUGCUCGUGCGAGACCCGCGCGACGUGAUCGUGAGCUCGUACUACGAGCGGCGGUACCGGGAGCACGUGCGCUGGAUCCCACCUUGGACAUCCCUCUCCCAAUACAUCACCUGGCACAAGGGCAGCCUGCGCACGCUGCUCAUGUUCCUGAACCUGUGGAGCGCCGUGGUGGAGAAGCCUGGGUGGACCGUGCUUCGGUACGAGGACAUGCGGCGCUGCCCACACCAGACGCUGCGGCACAUUGUGAACGAGCGGUUGUGCCUGGGCGUGUCGGAGGAGUGCAUCCAGGCCGCCGUGCGCUGGUGCGACUUUGGCAGCCUGCAGAAGCGGGCGGAGGAAGCAGGCACAUCUGGGGGCGCGAAAAUCUUCAGUCCAGCGAGCAAAGGGAACCCAAACUCGCGCAAAGUGCGCAAGGGCAAGGUUGGCGGCUACCGCGAUGACUUGAGUGAGGCGGACAUUGAGUAUAUGGAGCAGACCAUUCAGAAGCAUCUCGUUAGCGCACGCAUCUUUGGCUACGGAACGCCGCCCACCAUCACCACCGAGGACUAACAACUUAUGAGGCGCGUGCAUGUGUGUGUGUAUGCACGUGUGCACGUGUGCAUGUGUGUGUGUGUGUGUGCAUGUGUGUGUUGGGGGGGGUUCGUUUCAUACGUUUGUUCAUGCCCUCUUCUCUCUUCCUCCCCUCCUCCCCUUUCUCCUUCUCCCCCGCCCGCUUGCUACGCUCCGCUCCCUGCUUGUUUAUUGGGUUGUUUAAGUCAGUGGCGCUCACGUCACACAGUUGCGUGAUCUUGAACAAGAUCGUGCGAUAGCGUGCCACUCUUGGUGCGUUCAUCCUCGGGAUUGAUUGGUAGGUUUUUGCAGUUACAGUGUGCACGAUGCCAUGGUGUGGCACCCGGCUUCGCAGCCCGCCUCGCUUGCUUCGCUUGCUUCGCUUGCUUCGCUU